AUGUCUAACAUUUCGGGUUUCCGUUAAUGGGUCUCCAUUAUGUCCCCAACUACUCCCCCCUUUUUCGUCCCUGUUUUUGCUGAUAUCUUUUGAAAACUACUACUCGUCUGUCUCCUUUUGCUCUUCGCGCUGUCUUCACGCAGAUUGUACCGAAAGAUAGUCCAACGAUUUCUCUUUCGUCUUCAUUUUUGGUUUCUGUGUGUUGUCGCCAUCAAGAUUACCAAGUAUUCAGGUAGGCUUUCGGUUUGGAGUGAGCCCAUUUGCUGCUUUGGGUAGAGAAAAAGUCUCUCUUUUUUUGCUCUGUUCUGAAAGCAUUGAUUGUGGGUUUUUUGGUUGGUUUUGUCAUUUAGGUUCGUUUAUCUUCUUCCUUUGUCGGUUUCGUUGAAGGGCUGCUAGUAUCUUACAGGGAUUGUGUUUUAUAGAGUCCAGUAAUAAAGGGGUUUGUUCAAUGAAAUUUGUUGCUCGAGCCAAAAAGUUUAGAACUUCAAGCACAUGCUGGGUUUCUUGGGUUGGGAUUUUCUUUUGAGGUCCUAUUUUUAGGAAAUGGGGUUGGUUUCAUGAACUGGGUAGACUUCAUGUUUGGUGAAAAAUGGGGAUUUCGAACUCUAAAACCCAAAGAAACGAAGCACUGCGUCUUUGCAAGGAAAGGAGGAGGUUCAUCAAGCAAGCGAUUGACUCAAGGUACGCUCUUGCAGCUGCUCAUGUCUCUUACAUUGAGUCUCUGAGAAACAUUGGCGUCGCUCUCCGGAGAUUCGCCGAGGCCGAAGUGUUGAUAGAGUCCUCUCUGUCAACAUCAGCCACUGAUCUCGACAAAACGCCUUCACAUUCUUCCUACCCUUCUCCGUCUCCUUCGCAUGUAGGAGCUGAGGUAUCUGAUUCACCCUUGCAAAAUGAAAGCCCCAUUUCGCCGCCAGUAGCGAAUAUGAGCUAUAUGAGAAUUGAAAAUAGUGCUCCUGUUACUGUUACCAUCAAUCCGGGUACUGGUGGGUUUGUGGAGGAUGAUUCAUUGACCAUGCCAGUGCCGCCGCCACCACCACCUCCGUUUGAGGCAGGUUCUUGGGAUUAUUUUGACCCUAGUGAUGAUUGUGAGAGCUUUAGAUUUUUGGGGCAUAAUGAAGGUGAUAAUUUUGAGUACAUGAGAGGAUGGGGAGAAUUUAGAAGUCAAGGGCUUCCUCAUAGUAGGCUAGAAAAGGGGAAGCAAAAUUGGGCAAAGGGUAGUUUGGAUGGAAAUAGUGAACUUAAAGAAGGAACCUUGAGGCCAGAAUUGGAGCCUAAUGCCCAAGUGAUUAGCACAGGAGUAGGUGAUGGUAUUAGUAAGACCCUUGAUGGUGAAUGGAGGCAACCAGAUAUGGGACCAAAUGCCAGUGGAUUGGCUGAAAAUGGUGCUCUUGAACAAUCAAAUUCAAAGAGAGAGAAGACUGUGACAGAGAAAGACUUGCCUGCAGAAAGGGAAGAUCCUUCGGAGUUCAUAACUCAUAGAGCUAAGGAUUUUCUUUCAAGCAUAAAGGAUAUAGAACAUCGAUUCUUCCGAGCCUCUGAAGCUGGCAGAGAGGUUUCCCGAAUGCUUGAGUCAAACAAAAUCAGGGUUGGAUACUCUGAGGCCAAGGGGAGAUCAUCUGCUACAACUAUGUUGGCAGCUUGCCGGCAUGUUUGCUGCAGUGGAAGGACUGCUCUUGUUUCCAAUGAGCCUGUCCAACAUGUCACCAAGGUUAUUACUUGGAAGAGAUCAACAUCAUCUCGGUCAUCUUCAUCAAGGAAUGCUUUAGCCACUGCAUCAAAAGAUGAUGCUGAUGACAGUGGAAGUGAUUUUAUUGAAGAGAUUUGCAUGAUUGCAGGAAGCCAUUCAUCCACAUUGGACAGACUAUAUGCAUGGGAAAGAAAACUCUAUGAUGAAGUAAAGGCUAGUGAAUCAAUAAGGAAGGAAUACGAAUGGAAGUGUGACCAGCUAAGGCACCAGUUUGCAAAAGACCAUGCUGCUCCAGCAAUUGAUAAAACCCGGGCAGUUGUGAAGGAUCUACACUCACGAAUAAAAGUAGCACUUCAUUCUGUAGAUUCCAUAUCAAAGAGGAUUGAGAAAAUGAGAGAUGAAGAGUUGCAGCCCCAACUUUCAGAACUCAUUCAAGGAUUGAUCAGAAUGUGGAAAGCCAUGCUUGAGUGCCAUCAUGCACAGUACAUAACUAUCUCACUGGCAUAUCAUUCAAGGAACUCAACAGGUACACCACUGGGAGAUACCCGAAGGCAGAUCAUGGCUCAGCUCCAGGAAGAGUUCGAAUGCUUUGGCUUGAGUUUUACAAACUGGGUUAACAGCCAUGCAUCUUAUGUGGAUGCUCUAAACAAUUGGCUGCAAAAUUGCAUUCUACAACCACAGGAGCGUUCAAAGAACAGGAAACCAUUCUCCCCUCGUCGUGUGCUGGCACCACCAAUAUUUGUUCUGUGUCGUGAUUGGUCAGCUGGUAUCAAGAACUUACCAUCCGAGGGACUUACUGAUUCCAUAAAGGCUUUCUUGUCCAAUCUAUCGGAUCUAAUGGAGCAACAAGAAGAAGUAGUGCCAAAGAAAGAGAAAUUUGAUGAUGCAGGCAAUGAGGAAUCAGAGAGCAAAGAUUGCUAUAGAAAUGACAACGUAUCUUCAAACUUGUGCUGCAUGCAAACUAGUUUGUCUAAGGUGCUUGAUAGACUAAACAAAUUCUCAGAGGCGUCCCUGAAAAUGUACGAGGAUGUCAGACAGAAAAGUGAAGCUGCUCGUGUUGCAUAUUCAAACUGCAAACCAGCUAGAUCUUAAAGGCUAUGUGAUUAUCAAAUGUAAGUUUUUAAUAAGUUUUGGUAUGGAAAUAGAUAUUUGUAAAUCUGAAAGUGUUGCAAAUAGCUUUCCUGAAGAAAUUUGAACAAAUAUGUAAGUGGUGUGACAAAUACUGCUAUCGUUAGUGAGCUGGAGAAUUUCAUCUACAAGAUUCGGUUAAAUGCUUGCAAUUU
Messenger RNA from Rubroshorea leprosula, 2970 nucleotides. Lineage: Eukaryota; Viridiplantae; Streptophyta; Magnoliopsida; Malvales; Dipterocarpaceae. The record is from the annotation of a GenBank genome assembly.